AUGUUUUAUUGUUUGUUGUUGUGAUGUGAUAUCGAACAAUUUACGUUAAUUGAAAAUGGGAGAUCGCGGUAUAUUAUUUUUUUACGUCAUUAUAACUACGUAUCUACGUGUGAAUCACGGAUGUUCGAUAGAUGGAAUCCCAAAUUGGUUCGUGCCUCAAAAUCAACGAAUACUAGACACGGACAGUGGUAUCAUUUACAGAAGAUCAACUUCAGGCAUAGAAGAAUUAAUAAGUGUUACACAUAGAACAGAAGGCCUCAACGGAGGACCUUACGUCAAUGUGUCACUAGCAAAUUCAGAGCUUACUAUUUCGACACUUGAUAAUUUCAAAACAUACGAGGAAAUUGAAACCGCACUGUCCAUCGGUUUUACAGCAAUGUUUCGAUGCACUGAUGGUAGCUCGAGAAUUUUGGUUUUUAAUAUAGACAUAACCGACACCAACAAUAACGACCCUGUGUUUAAACCGACAAACAGUUAUGAAAUCACAAUAGCACCUCCAGUCCCGCCGAACUUUUUACUUACUAACUGCAUAAAUGAUAUAAUCGUCAGGGAUAUCGACUUAACAACGGAAAGGAUUGACUUUGCAUUAGAAGGGAGUCCAUUAUUUGAGAUAGCAUACGAUAAUUCAUCUACGGUACCGAAAGAGUUCAAGGCGACUUUGAGAACAACAACAUUUAUCAGAUCGAUCCCUGAGGCAAUAACUUUCACAAUCACAGCCACGGACGUAGAUAGAACUGGUGAUAGUCGACGAACAGCAACCGCUACGGUUAAAGUUUUAGCAGACAGCCAGUUCGAGUUGCCCGACGAGCCAAUUUUCUCGCAACCCUUCUACAUAGCAAACUAUACAAAAGAACAUGAGUUCAUUCUACAAGAUUCCAUUUAUCUCCGCCAAGGUUACGACAGUGAAGUUGAAUUUAGUUUGGACGGACAAUUUUCUGAAAAUUUCAAAUUAGUUGCUAAUGGAAACCAAAUAACCUUCACUGUUACAACUUUAUUGCCCGAUGAAGCGUUUCAACAAAGAGAAAUCUAUCUCACAGUUAUAGCAGAAAGAGAUUACACAAGUGGGGCGAAUGCUAUGAUCGUUCUACAGCUACCUGAAGCUAGGGAACUAAGAUUUGAGAAGCCUUUGUAUAGUGGAACUUUGGAAGCGUAUUCUCUAACUCUAGAAGCUAUCAUUUUAAACAUAGGAUACUAUACUGACAUCAUUUUUAAUCUCACAGGAGAGUAUGAGAAUUAUUUUACUGUAAAAAAUACUCAGAAUACAGUAUCAAUAGAGUUACAACAGGAAGUUUCAGAAAAUAUCAUAAGGGAAAACAAUUUCAUUGUUUUGAUCUUGGUUGCAUCUGGUGUAAACGCCAUAACAACUUCGGCGACAAUUUUCCUGGAAAUAGUGAAGCCUGAUUUUGAUACACCUGUUUUUAGUAACAAAAUAUAUAAUGGAAUUUAUUCAAAUGAUACAAAAGUAAAUUUUCAAGAUAUUAGCUUAUUUCAAGGCUACGAUGAAACAGUUACUUUCGAUUUGGUGGGAGAUCAUGCAAAGUAUUUCUCGAUGGAAGCAACUACUAAUAAUAUUGUGCUAGCUUUAAAUUCAACCAUUCCUGAAGAUCUCAUAUUUGAUGAGAAAGUAAUAUUAUUCAAUAUUGUGGCUGAAAAGCCAAGGACAGUCGGUGCGAAUACCGCUGUAGCCCUAAAGUUUCCAGAAGAACUAACACAACCUACUAUUUUAAAGUUUACUAAAAGCACUUACAAUGGCGCAUUAAAAAACGGCAUACUAACAGUAGAAGACAUCAUUUUAAAAUCAGGAUUUACACAACAAACAAAAUUUGUAUUACAUGGAGAUUUCAAUCAAGACUUUACUAUUUCAAAUGAAAAUAACGUAGUAACAAUCGCAAUAUCGAAUUCAGAUUUAUUGGAAGAAAUUGAAAAUAAUAAAUUUAUCGUAUUAGAAAUAGAAGCAACCGGAGAAAGAGCAGUACCCGUAACAACAACUGUUAUUAUUGAUAUUCCAGAAAUUAUAAUUUCAUAUCCAGUAUUUGAAAAAUCAUUCUAUAGAGGUUCUUAUACAAGAGAUAGUGGAUUGGAAUUCACAGAGGAAAUAUCUCUUCAACAAGGUUAUGACAGCAGCGUCAAAUUUAGCUUAGAAGGAGACUAUUCACAGUGGUUCUCCUUAAUACAAAAAGAUAAUUUAGUUACACUUAUUACAAAUAAAACAAAUCCCCUACCUGAUGAUAUAGUUGACAAAAACAGUCACUUGCUGUUUACCGUAGUAGCUGACAAGCUUGGAACUGCUGGUGGAAGAGCAGCAAUAUAUAUUGACUUACCAAAAGAAACAAAUGAUCCUAUUGUACUACGAUUCGAAAAAAAUGAAUAUAUCGGAAGCAUAGAAAAUGAUUCUUUAGAAUUAGAACCAAUACGACUGUUGAAUGUAUAUGACAUAUCUUCAAUCGCAUUAAACUUAUCAGGUGAAUUUGUAUCAUAUUUUAGAAUUAAUGAACAACCCGAUUCAAUAACGAUUCAACUCCUCGAUAUACCUAAAGAAUUGAUUGAAAGUAACAAUUUCAUUGUACUCAAUAUGGAAGCAUCUCACCCAAAUGCUAUUAAAGGCCAUACAACAAUUAUUUUGGAUAUUGUUAGGAAUGGAGAACCUCAAAUAUUACCACCAACAUUCGAACAAGCUUAUUAUUCUGGAGAAUAUUCAGAUCAAGAAGGUUUAAUCUUCACAAACAUGAUUAAACUUAGUCAAGGCUACGAUGAAACCGUUUCCUUUAAACUCGAAGGCGAUAGUGCUCAAUGGUUUUAUUUAGUUAAAAAGGAUGAAAACAGUUUUUCACUAUCCACUAGAAGUGACAAUUUAAUUGAGGUAGCAAAUCAAUUUCCUCUAAUAUUUACAGUCGUCGCACACAAAACUUUAACCGAAUCUGUUCGUGCUGCUAUUAUUAUUACUCUUAAAGAUACCGAGGCGGCAUUUAAUAAAGUGCUUUAUAAUGGGAAGCUCGAAGAUGGCGUAGUAUCUCACGAAACGAUCACUGUAUCAGGAUACGAUGGCGCGAACAUACAAAUUAUUGGAGCCCACCGGUCUUUAUUCGAAGUCGAAUUUUUGAAUGGCGAUGUAACAAUACAAAAGGCCCCGUCAGCGGUUCUCCCAGUCGGACUCACACACAUCGCGUUGACGCUUCAAGCGAGCCGCGCUAGUGCUGUACUUCUGCUAGACAUUAUUGAUUCAGAAUCUGAAACCGAAGCGGCAUUUAGUAAAGUUCUUUAUACUGGAAAACUCGAAGAUGGCGUGGUUUCUCACGAAACGAUAACCAUAUUCGAAUACGACGGCACUAGUGUACAAAUUAUUGGAACUUACGCAACUUUAUUUGAAGUUGAUUUUUCGAAUGGCAUUGUCACGAUACGCAAAGCCGCGUCUGCGGUGCUCCCAGUUGGACUCACGCAUAUCGCGCUGACGCUUCAGGCGGGCCGUGCUAGCGCUGUACUUCUGCUAGAUAUUACAGAUUCAGGAUCAGAAAUCGAAGCAACAUUUAGUAAAGUACUCUAUAGUGGAAAACUCGAAGAUGGCGUUGUAUCUCACGAAACGAUUACUAUAUUUGGAUACGAUGGCACGAAUGUACAAAUUAUUGGAGUCCACGAGUCAUUAUUUGAAGUUAAUUUGUCGAAUGGGAUUGUAACAAUACGCAAAGCCGCGUCUGCGGUGCUCCCAGUCGGACUCGCGCACAUCGCGCUUACACUCCAAGCGGGCCGAGCUAACGCUGUCCUUUUGCUAGAUAUCACUGAUUCAGAAUCAGAAACUGAAGAGACAUUUAGUAAAGUUCUUUACAAAGGAAAUCUGGAAAAUGGCGAGGUGUCACACGAAACGGUUACUAUAUCCGGAUACAAAGGCACUAAUGUACAAAUUAUUGGAACUUACGAGUCUUUAUUCGAAGUUGAAUUUUCGAAUGGCAUUGUCACGAUUCGCAAAGCCGCGUCUGCAGUGCUCCCAGUCGGACUCACGCACAUCGCGCUGACGCUUCAAGCGGGCCGUGCUAGCGCUGUACUUCUGCUAGACAUCACAGAUUCAGGAUCAGAAAUCGAAGCGGCAUUUAGUAAAGUUAUUUAUGAUGGGAAACUCGAAGAUGGCGUUGUAUCUCACGAAACGAUUACGAUAUUCGGAUACGAGGGCUCGAGUGUACAAAUUAUUGGAGCCUACCAGUCUUUAUUUGAAGUAAAUUUGUCGAAUGGAAUUGUAACGAUACGCACAGCUGAGUCUGCAGUGAUCCCAGUCGGACUCACACACAUCGCGCUAACUCUCCAAGCGGGCAGAGCUAGCGCUGUACUUUUGCUAAAUAUCACUGAUACAGAAUCUGAAACAGUAGCGUCAUUUAGUAAAGCUCUUUACAAAGGAAAUGUGGAAAAUGGCGAGGUGUCUCACGAAACCGUUACUAUAUCCGGAUACGAAGGCACUACUGUUCAAAUUAUUGGAACUUACGAGUCUUUAUUCGAAGUUGAAUAUUCGAAUGGCAUUGUCACGAUACGCAAAGCCGCGUCUGCGGUGCUCCCAGUCGGACUCACGCAUAUCGCACUGACGCUACAGGCGGGCCGUGCUAGCGCUGUUCUUCUGUUAGAUAUAACAGAUUCAGGAUCAGAAAUCGAAGCGACAUUUAGUAAAGUUAUUUAUGAUGGGAAACUCGAAGAUGGCGUGGUAUCUCACGAAACGAUUACCAUAUUCGGAUACGACGGCACGAAUGUACAAAUUAUUGGAGCCUACCAGUCUUUAUUCGAAGUUAAUUCGUCGAAUGGCAUUGUAACGAUACGCACAGCUGAGUCUGCGGUGAUCCCAGUCGGACUCACGCACAUCGCACUAACACUCCAAGCGGGCCGAGCUAGUGCAGUACUUUUGCUAAAUAUUAAUGACACAGAAUCUGAAACUGAAGCGACAUUUAGUAAAGUACUUUACAAUGGAGAGGUUAAAAAUGGUGUAGUAUCUCACGAAACAAUUACUAUAUCCGGAUACGAUGGCACGAAUGUACAAAUUAUUGGAGGUUACGAGUCUUCAUUCGAAGCUGAUUUAUCGAAUGGCAUUGUGACUAUACGCAAGGCUGCGUCUGCGGUGCUCCCAGUCGGACUCACCCACAUCGCGCUGACGCUUCAGGCGGGCCGCGCUAACGCUGUACUUCUGCUAGAUAUCACAAAUUCAGAAGAUACUGUUCCACCAGCGGUGACAUUUAGUAGAACGUCAUAUUUCUUAUGGGCGGAUAUAAAUCAAUCUGGAGUGGUUGGGAGAGUUCAAGCUACUGCGGAAAACGGUGAAACGAUCUCGUACUCUCUUCAUAUUGAUGACGAUGAUAAUCUUCGAGAGCGAAUUUCAAUUAAUAACGAGGGUGAAAUCCUGCUGUCAGCUGCAGUCCAAUCAGGCGUAUACAGUUUUAUCGUAACUGCCACUGCCGAAAAUAGCCGAGUUAAUGCAACCGCUUCGGUAUUGCUGCGAGUUGAAGCUCUACCAGAGUGUGGCAGUGAAAUUGGUCUACCGCCGUUAAUAGUGUUAGAAAGACCAGAGGAAGAACCACAUAAAAACUUAGUUGCUUUAAAUAGAACUUUGUACAAAGAUUGCCGAUAUAAUCUUUUAAACAGCUGGCCAGCGGAUCAAUCAUGGCUGUAUGUCGACGAAGAAGGCUUGCACGCGAAGGCCAUCGACCGGGAGCACGAAUCAAUCGCCUUUAUGACUUUAUCUCAGAUUCAAGUAGAGCUAAUACUUCAAUGCGACAGUGAUGAAGUGUCGGUCACUAAGCGUUCAUUAAACACAGAGAGAUUUCAACAAGGGCCUGAUAAAUAUGGCUCUAACAAAUGGAUCCUAGCCGACACUAUUGUCUACGAUGCGAGACGCAGCUUUGUGAAUCUAAUCGUUACUGAUAUUAACGAUAAUAAACCCAUUUUUGAAGGAAAGGAAAAUGAACCAGUAUAUGUCGGAUUCCCAGUUGCAGAACUCGAAGACACGAUAUUACCACGAGCUUUGACGCAACUAAAGGCAACAGAUGCAGAUAUUGGAGAGAACGCAGCUCUAAUAUAUUGGAGUACAGAAGACAAUCUUGCCGUGGCGCCGCAGACUGGCUUUGUACACGUGCGCAAUAAAGCGCGCCUAGAAAAUAAUUCUCGACUUACUGUAUAUGCGACCGAUCUGAAUGGAAAAGGUCUUAACGGAUCGUUGGACAUUGUGGUAAAAUUACUAACGAAAAAUCAAAUCGCAGUUAUAACUGUCCAAAACGCAUUCUUAGACGAUGAAGAUACCGUAUUAAAUGACUUGAGUGAAGCUAUUGGAUACGAAAUAAAAGUGCUAAGGACAGUCGUAAUAUCGGAAAAUAAUGAAGAUUCUUCGAGAAAGAGACGCGAUGUUGAAAGUAAUUCUGGUGCAUAUUUGCAACUCUACGUGUAUGGAUUACGGGAAAGUCAGCCAGUUGAUGUGUUACGGCUUACAAGUGAUAUACAUAACAGUAACGUUGUGACCGUAAACGUAGCCAGAGUAUUAUCACUUGAAGAUCAUCUUGAAGGUCUCGAGAUAUGUCCGAUUCCGGGACGUGACACUGGUCUGUUCGUAGCCACCAUAGUUCUAGCUGUACUGCUUCUCAUAGUAAUUGUAGUGAUUUUUGUCUGGUUUAUCCUGAUUAAGAAAUUCCAGAUACACUUGAAAUGGAGAAAAAAAGAAAACUAUGAACAAUUUAACGAUUCUAAUAGUGUAGAGUCUCGAAAUAGUGUAUUAGAAUCACUUCCAAAAGUAGAAAUUCAACCGAAACCAAGACUCAAUAUAGAAGAGUUAAAGCGGAGUGAACGAAGACUCCAAGAAAUGCUUGAUAUUCCAGUACAAGAAUUUGAACCGGUUAAACCAGUAAAUACUGUAAAAGAGGUGACCAAUGAGCUUCAAGGUGAAACAAUACUUGAUAUACCUAAUCCUAUUCCACCGUUACCUAUAGUUAUACAAUCAAUCGAUAAAUUAAAAACCGACAAUGAUGAAUCAGAAGAUGAAGACGAAUUUGGUGAAAAAAAAAAAGAAAAACCACGAAAAUCAGUUGUUACAUUUAACGAAAACGUUGAAAAAAUCAUUCAUUUAGAAGAUGAUUACGAAGAAAGGUCGGAAUCUGAUUUGGAAGUUUAUAAAUUUUAAAUAUCUUUACUAUAAACUCAAGAAAAAAAAAGCUUUUUUUAUAUUUUAAAACAUGUAUAUACAUUUUUAUUCAAGAAAUAC
Molecule: messenger RNA, 7216 nt
Organism: Vanessa atalanta (red admiral)
Lineage: Eukaryota; Metazoa; Arthropoda; Insecta; Lepidoptera; Nymphalidae
Exons: 38
Coding region: 56-7135 (2359 amino acids)
Biological process (GO): cell adhesion
Cellular component (GO): plasma membrane
Molecular function (GO): calcium ion binding
Source: RefSeq, a predicted model, not a curated record